Macaca mulatta (Rhesus monkey) is the source of this 1249-nucleotide messenger RNA. RefSeq names its product family with sequence similarity 180 member A (gene FAM180A). NCBI's taxonomy places the organism in Eukaryota, Metazoa, Chordata, Mammalia, Primates, Cercopithecidae. The record is from RefSeq and is a predicted model, not a curated record.
GCCCCACUGCCAAGGAGAUCACAUGCCCCGUGAGUCACUCCAGAUGUGCUCAAAAACAGAGUCUCUCUGUGGAAGCCCAGUCCCCCAAUCCCAGAGAGAGUCAAAUGAAGAGAGGUACCGACUCCUGUCCCACCCAGGACGCAGCCUUCAGCCUCCAGCCUUCUGAGGCAGAGUAGGCAUUUCUGCACGUCUGCAAAAGGAAGGGAGGGAAGCACUCCAUCAUCUCACUGGGAAGAACAGCGCGGGCAUACCUGCAGCUACUGGGGUUCCAUUGGGCUUGAGGGUCGAUUCGUCACCUUUUGAAGGACAAGAUGCAUUGGAAGAUGUUGCUGCUUCUGCUGUUGUAUUCCAAUGCUCAGGCUUCCAUGUGCCACAGGUGGAGCAGGGCCGUGCUCUUCCCUGCUGCCCACCGGCCAAAGAGGUCCUCAUCACUGCCAUUGAACCCAGUCCUGCAGAACUCCCUGGAGGAAGUGGAGCUGCUCUUCGAGUUCCUGCUGGCCGAACUUGAGAUCAGCCCUGACCUGCAGAUCUCCAUCAAGGACGAGGAGCUGGCCUCCUUGCGGAAGGCCUCGGACUUCCGCACUGUCUGCAACAACGUCAUCCCCAAGAGCAUCCCAGACAUCCGCCGGCUCAGCGCCAGCCUCUCCAGCCACCCUGGCAUCCUCAAGAAAGAAGACUUUGAAAGGACAGUGCUGACCCUAGCCUAUGCGGCCUACCGCACAGCCCUGUCCCAUGGCUAUCAGAAGGACAUCUGGGCGCAGUCCCUCGUUAGCCUCUUCCAAGCCCUGAGGCAUGACUUGAUGCGCUCCUCACAGCCGGGAGUACCUCCCUGAGAGACUGGCCCACACCAGGACCUCGGAGCAGGGACCAGCACAGUAAUCCAGAAAGUCUUCAUUCUCUAUUCCAUUUACAGAGACCAGCAACAAAACACGUACCGCUGACACAGAGCAGCAGAGAUCAAACACAGUAACGCCGAUGCUCUUUUCUCUCCUUGUAGUUUCCUAGAAGACACAUCUGAUUCAUGCCAUCAUGUGACCUGGAAGGGCUGGAGUAGUAAUUCAAGAUGCCUCCAUGGGCAGAAUGGGUUGCCUGUGGCAGGCAGAGGUCUGAUAUGCUUCAACCCAGAGCACCAGCCACACACACUCAAGAGUGAAGACAGGCCGGGCACAGCGGCUCAUGCCUGUAAUCCCAGCACUUUAGGAGGCUGAGAUGGGAGGAUUAUUUGAGGUCAGGAGUUCAAGACCAACCU